Molecule: messenger RNA, 852 nt
Organism: Armigeres subalbatus
Lineage: Eukaryota; Metazoa; Arthropoda; Insecta; Diptera; Culicidae
Product: ninjurin-B-like
Exons: 2
Coding region: 268-852 (194 amino acids)
Biological process (GO): tissue regeneration; cell adhesion
Cellular component (GO): membrane
Source: RefSeq, a predicted model, not a curated record
AUAUAAAUCUACUGCUACCUACAUCAUCGUCUUCUAGUCACCGUACCGCAUGAUUGCACUCAAAUCGUGCAAACUUAUGCUUACAAAUGCAUUACUUUGUUCAGAACAAUUGUAACAUUGACCGUCUUAAUGCACAACACUUGGCUUAGCGAUUGAAAUAAGUAUAAUAACCAGAUUAACGGGUCGAAGCGCGCUUUGUAGAUGUGCUUUUCGUUCAGUUGAAAUCGAAACUUCCAACCGAAUCAGUCUAGUCGUUGCUCAAUAAAUAUGGGCAAAGUGAAUACAUGCGAUUCGCCAAAUCCUUUGAAAAACAGUAUCGCUGACAAAUAUGGCAAAAACGGUGCCGUCCACAUAUUUACCGGAAAUGAGAAACAGAGAAAAGUGUUGACCACUCCGGUCAUUUGGGACCGUAAUGUCGAUCGAGUUCGUCCAUAUUUGGAGAAUGAAUGGGCCAACUAUGAGAACACUCCGAAUCGCCAGGCGGAAGAGACCUUUCAUCGUUUGAGAAGUAGGCUCGGUCGUAACAACGAGGACGAGGGCGAUUCGUCGGGUUUCGAUAUGUACCGAAAUGUGGUGGAGAAUGCGUUGAAUGUGGCCUUUCUGGCGGCCAACUCCAAUCAUCUACGUCUGCUGACCGAAUAUCAGGAGCAAACCGAAACGUAUCAGGUGUGCGUGGGGAUGUUGAUCAUGUCCUUGAUUCUACAGAUUUUGCUCGGCGUUUCGAUGGUGACCAUAUCGGUAAAUAGUGACCAGCGUUGGAAGAAGCUUAAGAUGUUUGCAUCUAUUGGGGUUGCUGCUAUAGCUAUUAUGAACAUUAUUGUGCUGUCUCUGGUGAAUGCAGUAUUGUUAUAG